Messenger RNA from Arabidopsis thaliana (thale cress), 1220 nucleotides. RefSeq lists its product as uncharacterized. NCBI's taxonomy places the organism in Eukaryota, Viridiplantae, Streptophyta, Magnoliopsida, Brassicales, Brassicaceae. The transcript has 3 exons. Bases 385 to 879 code for a protein of 164 amino acids. The record is from RefSeq and is marked reviewed.
AAUGUCAAUUAAGAAGCUGGCAAUACAAUACAUGUAGGACAAUUCAAUCAUCGACCCAUUUGAAUAGAUAAUGCAACCCAAUUAUUUCACCUUAUUACAAAGAAAAAAAUACACCCCAAAAUAUCUCAUCAAUAAGCAUAUUAUACUCAUGAUGACUUUUGUUAAUUAUAAAAACUAAUGAUGCUAAUAACCAAAAUCAAGAGUUGAUAAAGGAAGUCACGUUUGGAGAUUCUGUCUAUAGUGUUUCGCUGGAGGCGUUGAAACAGCCCUCUUUAACAGCUCACUUCGUUUCACAUUCCUAAAUUCCUCUCAAUCUUCUUCUUACUUAACUUAUUAUAUAAGUCUCUGUUUCUCUCUGACAAAAAUAUUCCACCACAAAAAAAAAUGGCUCAAUUCUUAGAGAAGGCAACUUCGGCUCUCAGCGAAGCCAAAGAAUCCGUUACAAGCACCGCUGAAUCCGUCACGGCUUCUCUCACUGAUGCUGAGAAAACCGUUAACCAAACCGCCAGGAGCACUCUAACUGACGCCGAGACAACCGUUGCAGCAUCUGUUGAAACGGUCAAGACCGAGGCUGCAGCCGCACCAGACAAAGCGUCUGGUGUGUCUACACAGGCUAAGGAUGCAGUGGACAAAGCUUUUUCUAGAGGUAUAGAAGGAGCCAAAUCUUUGCUUCAAACUUUCGAAGCGAAGAGCAGCGAUAUUUCCUCAAAGCUUGUUGGAGGUGUUACCAAUCUUGUGAGUGGAGCAUCGAGCAGCACCGUGGCAAACCGAGACCUUCCAGUAUCUACAGACAACCAGCCUCUGCUAGCGUCUGGUGAAAAGACGCCGUGGUGGAAGAAUUGUUGUGGAGUUCUUGAUCUUUUCAAGAAAGAUACUUAAGUUAAAAAGAUAAAAAAAAAUGACAAAUUAACGAAUUUCACGAGAUGAAGAAACAGAGCACUAGAAGAAGAAAGAACCCUCAUCCUUUUGAUUAUUUAUUUCCUUCCUUUUUGAUUUUGAUUUGAGAUUGUGUCUAUCUGUUUUUGUUUGUUUUUUGUUUUGUUGAUAUCUUGAUUGUUUCCCAAAAACUUGUGUAAGAACAAAAAAAAAGACCAAAUAAAAAGGGUUAUUUCUUUGUGAUUAGUGUUGGAUUCUCACCAUCCUCAUUGGUCAUCCCAUGAGAGUGUUUUUAAAUAUUAAAAUAAUAAAAGAAAAGAAAUGGGGGUGUCUUUAAAUAUGUG